Molecule: messenger RNA, 354 nt
Organism: Nematocida ausubeli
Lineage: Eukaryota; Fungi; Microsporidia
Exons: 1
Coding region: 1-354 (117 amino acids)
Source: RefSeq, a predicted model, not a curated record
AUGACAAAAGAAACUAUAAGGUCGAUACUUCUCUAUGAAUUCAAAUGCGGAAGAACUAUGCAGGAGGCCCUGCAGAACAUUCAAUCCAGCUACCCAAGCAGUACAAUUUCAUUAGCAACAGUGAAAAGGUGGUUCUUGAAGUUUUCAUCUGGAGAUCUUUCCUUGUCGGAUAAAACCAGGACAGGAAGGCCUUCCAAAGUCAGUGCAUUCAAGCUGGAAGAGUUGAUUAAUUUCAAUCCAGAGGCUACAUGCGAUAUACUUGCAAAGCAAAUGGGAGCCAGCAAAUCAACUAUUCAGAAGAAGCUUCGCAAGUUAGGCAAACAGAAGAAGAAUUCUAGUUGGAAGGCGCCUUAG